This is a messenger RNA of Scylla paramamosain (green mud crab), 8086 nucleotides long. Its product is annotated as fibronectin type-III domain-containing protein 3a-like. NCBI's taxonomy places the organism in Eukaryota, Metazoa, Arthropoda, Malacostraca, Decapoda, Portunidae. The record is from RefSeq and is a predicted model, not a curated record. The transcript is spliced from 21 exons. The coding region runs from base 418 to 4857 and encodes 1479 amino acids. Gene Ontology annotation, molecular function: protein binding; acid phosphatase activity; metal ion binding.
GUGAAUCGUCGCGUUGGUGGGUUGGUGAGUGCGUGUGCUCCCGUGUGUGUGUGUCACUUCACUUGGUGUGUUGCCCGGCCUCCGCCACUAGGUGUGAGCCGUCAGCCAGCCUCCAGUACACGUAACGCGCGCGCACGACCUCAGCACAUGCACACGGGAGGGCUGGAGGUGGCGGAGUGAGUGAAGACAACGUGUUACCAGAAGUGCGAGUGAGAUCAGUGUUACGAGGAGUGUUGGUGCGGAGUGUCACGAGUAUCAUCAUCAUCAUCAUUGUUUUCCUCCGGUCUUUCACCUUCAUGAGUUGAUAAAGGGAGGUGUGAGGCAAUGAACGCUCGUCUCCUUGUGGCACCUAUUUCAUAGCUGACUCAUCACCAGCCUUCCUGCUAAAGGUCGUUGAGACACGUAGGGCGUGAGGUGAUGGUGAAGGUGCUGGAGCAGGGAGAGGAGGUGCCCCCUGCCCCCCCACCCACAGUCACCCUCACCCCCACGCCCCUCGUCGAUCCACACCCGCACCACCUCCACCUCCUGCCAUACCAUCACCACCACCACCACCACUCAGCGCCUAUGGGUGUUCCCCCCUCCCCGGCCUCCUCGCUGUCCGCCUCAGGCCCCGUCUCUCCCGCCUCCUCAGUCAACUCCACGGGGGACACGUUUACCCAGGACGACCUCCGGCCCUUCUGCCGCCCCCACAGCUACUAUCCGUGGGGCGGCCGGCACCCCUCAGGCCCCCACGGCCCCCCGCCACAUUCCCGCCGGCACCACUCGCCGCACCACCACCACCACUACUACUACCACCACCACCACCACAACAGUAACAACAACCACAACUACAACUAUCACCGAAACAACAACUCCCCGACGUCAGGCGGCGGCUCCAACUCCCAGCUGGGCUACCACCACCACAACCACGACAACAACACGAACAACAAUAACAACAGCAGCAACCACACGAACGGCGGCUCCUCCUCCUCCCCGCACGAGCACCACCACAACCACCACACCACCACGACGGGGGGCCACCACUACCACCACGGGCGGGGCCACCACUACCACCAGCCGGAGUGUGGCUACCACAGCUACAAGGGCGGCUACCACGACUCCUACGGCGGCUAUUACAGCGGCUACUCGGGGGGCGGCGGCGGCAGGGGACGACACAAAGGCCCCAGAGAUGACUCGUGGGCUGUGUCCUUAGGCGGCGGCGGCGGCGGGCGUGGGCGAGGCAGACAGCACAAAAGUAUAUCACCCACGUCCUCAAGAUCCCGCGGCUCCUCCCCGCGCCCCCACGCCUCCCCGCAGUGCUUCCCCAGCCCCCCUCAACCCCCGCUGGACGAGGCUAUGAGCUCCGUAACAGUGGAAGUUGGCGGAUCGGGCGGGAUCGGGGGGCUGGGCGGGGGCGGGCUUGUGUGCGGCAUGGGCGUGGAGGAGGUGGGCGUGAGCUGGGAGGAGGGGGGCCAGUACGUGGUUCUCCUGCACAUUAAUCCGGGACUCACCGUCAACUUCACUGAAAAUGGACACGUGCAGCGAAUUUCAGGUCCAGCAAGCGUGAGGAUGGUGUCUGCCAACCCCUCCCCGCCCAUCCCCCUCCCGGUUCAGGUUCCUCCAGGCCACGUGCUGCAGCAGAUCGUGGACGAGACGGGCACCCUGCGGCACGUCAUCCUCUCGCCGCAGCCCGUACCCGUGCCCCUCUGUCCCUACGGUCCAAACACAGGGCAAGGGCCACCUCCGUUCUAUCCCCCACCCCCGCCAGGUCCUCCUCCUCAGAGCUAUGGACCACCCUUCCAGGCACCCCCACAGUAUGCCCCCAUCAUGUCACCACCCCUGACACAAACAUCUCCACCUCCACCGUUCACCCAAAAAUCUGAGAGGCACCUGCGUCAGUGUGACAAGUCCCGGACCUCCAAGUACUACCCACGACAGCCACACCAGAACACCAAGUCUGGCAGCAGCAGUCUCCAGAGCACUCCUCCACUAUCCCCUAAGAAAGAACCCUUGCCUAAGAAGAAUGGUGGAGAGGAUGAGGUGCAAGGGGAGGAUGGAGAGGACCCUCGGAAUACCUUACAACACCUACUUUCUCAGGUCAAGCCCCCUAAGGUGGUGGAGGUGACACCCUACACGGCUGUCCUGCAGUGGGUGGCCCCAGACCUGGGUGGGCACCAAGAGGAGUUGGCAGUAACGGAGCUCCGCUAUGAGGUCUUUCUGAAUGACAGCCCUUACACCACCAUCCACACCACCCAGCUCAGCAUCACUGACCUCAAGCCAGCCACUGAUUACAGGGUCUUUUUCCACUGCCUGUGUGAGAGUGUGCGGGGGGACACGAGUGGAGUGACCUCUUUCCACACUGAACCCACUGUUCCAGAUGCCCCACAGCUCCCCAAGAUGGUGAAUAAAACAAAAACUUCUCUUCAGUUCAGGUGGACCACAAACAACAUGAAGGAUAAUGGCUCUCGAGUGACGGCAUUCAUCCUUGAGAUUUUUAGCAGUAAUGGGGAGUGGACUGAGGUGUACCGUGGCAAGAAUAAACAACACACCAUAUCCAAACUGCAGCCUAACACUCGCUAUCGUGUACGCCUGGCAGCUGUCAAUGACUUGGGCAAGAGUGAUUACAGUCCAGAGACACUUGCUUACACGAGUGGAGUGGUUCCUAGCCAGCCACCUCCACCCACUUUGGAACAUGCCUCAGUCACUACCCUUAGUCUUGGUUGGCCUAAGAGGCCCACAGACGACACGUACAUCUUGCAGAUGGAGGAUUCCCAUAAUGGAUAUGGUUUCCGGAAUGUCCACAAUGGCAAAGAGACCAGAUUUGUGUGCCAGGACCUGAGGAGAAAUACAAACUACAAGUUCAGGUUGUGUGCUCAUAAUGAUGAGGGAUCAUCACCAUUUUCUGAGGUUGCCACAUACCCAACACUGCCUGACCGACCCAAGCCUCCCUCUCCCCCAACUGUCAAAGGCCGACCAAAGUCAUCAAGGCUGGUGGUCAUGUGGGGUUGCCCCCCCGACAAUGGAGGUGCUCCUGUCUCAUCCUAUAGGCUAGAAUUGGACCGUGGUUCAGGAUUUGAGUGUGUAUACUCUGGGGAAAAGUUGGAAGCAGACUGCACUGACCUUGCCCCAGGGAAGAGCUACCGUGUGCGAGUGCAGUGCAAAAGUUCUGGAGGAAAGAGUGACUGGAGUGAAGUGUCCACAGUGACUACGGAGGCUGUGUGUCCUGGAGUGUGCCCUUCUCCGCGUCUUUUAGGCAAACCCAAGGCCUCCCAGCUGCAGCUAAAGUGGGGUGACCCAGACCAUGAUGGAGGUGCUCCUGUGCUGGAAUUCCUCAUAGACAUGACUGCCCCUAACAAUGAUCGACGCCAGGUGUACCGAGGUCGGGACCAUGAGUGCACCGUUGCCAGCCUCCUCCCAGGGCGACCCUACAUCUUCCUGGUGAGGAGUGUUAACAGGAUUGGGCCAGGCCCAUGGUCUGAGCCCCUGGAAGUGGUGAGUGGGGCAGGUCCACCAGACACUCCCCACCCACCCCACCUAGCGUGUCGCAGUCCACACUCGGUGCACUUGAUCUGGGAGGAGCCAAUCAAUAAUGGAGCUGGCAUUGAACAGUAUAACAUUCAGAUUGCUGAGGUGUCUUGUCCCCAUGCUGAGUCCUCUGAGUCCUCCUCAACUUGUGGUGACCCAGAGUCCGACCUGACUUUCACCAGUGCUUACACUGGGUCAGCCACUACCACUGAAGUACGGAAUCUGUCACCUGCCACCACCUAUGCCUUCAGAGUAUGCUGUAGUAACAGUGCUGGAGUAAGUGCAUGGUCAUCCCCAGCCACUGUCACCACACCAGCUGCUCCCCCUGCCCCUGUGACCUACAUCUCUUCCACACCUGCUGCCACCACCAUCACCCUACUGUGGGGAGAGCCAGCCAGCCAUGGGGACCCCAUCACCCACUACGUAAUAGAGGUGGGAGACCGCACCGUCACCACACCAGGCCCUGAGACAGAGUUCACCCUCACCGACCUGCUGCCAGAGACCCUGUAUAAGGUACGCAUCCAGGCCAUGAACAGUGUUGGCCCUGGGGGUUUCAGUGCCAUCCACAAGGUGACCACCCGGCCUCUACCACCAGCACCCCCAACCCUGGAGCUGGUCAAGGCCUCCUACAACUCUCUCAAGCUUAAGUGGGGUGAUGGCCGCAACCUGGACAUGCUGACAUACUCCUUGGAGAUGGAAUUUACCAACCCCCACAAUGGCAACCGAGAGUUCUAUCAAGUGUAUAGCGGAACCAAUCAGAACUACAAGGUCGCCCGGCUUGAAGAGAACACCAAAUAUCACCUCAGGAUCUGUGCCAAUAAUGAGGCUGGCACAGGACCCUUCUCCCCCAUCACCUCCCUCUCCACUACUAAGGCUCCCCCACCCCUCAUCAAAGCACCACGGGUGACUGAAACACCUGAGGGGAGCCAUCUGGUGGAGUGGUGCAGUGUCAGGUGUCCAGGGGAGGAUACCAUAAAUUACCGCCUUCAGAUGCUUCAAGCUGGCAAGGACCAAGAUUAUUCUGUGGUUUAUAAUGGUAGCGAGACUUCCUAUGCCCUCACACACCUCGACCCUCACUCGGGCUACUAUGUGCGCGUGUGUGGUGUGCGGGUGUGCACUAAUGGGGAGACUAUGACUGGGGCAUACUCAUCCCCAACUCUUUUCAACACUCCCAAACCUGCCCCAGUCACCACCACUAAGCCAGCUGUUAACACCUCUCAGGAUGUUGGGUUCCAGUGGCAGAGGCUGAGUGAUCAGCAAAAGGCAGCUGUUAUCCUGGCAAUGUUCUCUUUGUUCUGCGCCUUUGCAGCCAUUGGACUGCAUCACUUUGUGGCGCCAGAUCAUGGUCGGUAACCCAGCGAUGGCUUCUAUCAUCACCAUGUUUUUAUAUUCUCCUUGAAGGUACCCAGAUUUAUCUUGCUGUGAAGACAUUGGCCGAACCUGCCCAGAGAAGGUGUGGCCAGCAGAGCCGGGCUGGGCUCUAACUCUGAAAGUAGAGUGGUACACUGCAACCCAAGUAUGAUUUACAAAUACUUAAAGGUAUAUCAUUUGCUUAUAUGGAUAUCUUUUUAUACAAACACCUUAGUUCCCUUUAUAAUGUUGAACCUGUGGAGAAGAUUUUUGGUACCCAUGUAGGUGAGAGGGAUGCCACUGAAGCCAUCACUCCACUCUUGUUGAUCUGGUGUGUGGGCCUCAGUGGAACCCCCUAGAGAUCAUUAAGGCUGUGUGUGCACAAUUGUAAUGUUUACUAUUGUUGCUAAGUGUAUCACUCUACUCUCAUUCACUUUAUGAGGUGCUGAUUUUUGUGAAGUUGCAAAAAAGAAAAAAAAACCCUGCUUCCCAAAGUGUAUUUUUAGCGGACAACGUUUUGCUUGAUACUCUGUGCUGUCUGAUGUGUUGUUUAAGAUGUUGUGAAAAUUAGUUUUAUAUAGUAGUCAGACUUGAUUUAUAAACCUCAAAAAAAACAAAAAAGAAAAAAAUGUCUCCAUUUGACGAAGACUGCACUUCCUCUCUUCUUCAAGAUGUUCUGAGUAAAUUUGACUCACAUUCCGUGAACUGAAAUCUCCGUAUAUAGUCGCUCGUUUCUAGUUUAAGUUCCCAAACUUUGUAAUAAUGGACCAAAAAUAGCUGCCACUGCUAGUUCUGUGUUUGUAUACCCCAGACGUACUUAGGAACCACACUGUCAUAACCUUGUCAGCAGUCAUAAAGCAUGGCACCUGGGUUCAGUUGAUUGGUCUCUGUAUUUCUUAGUUUCCACUGCCUCUGGAUGCUAAAUGUUGCAACACUGGUGCUCAAUAGUGGUUCGUGUGCUGCUCCUGUGCUCAAGUGGAUGGCUCACCUGUAGCUUGCAUCUGAUUGAGCUGCUACGUUCAGCUUUGUUAGGUACCACAGUAUUUUUUCUUGUGCUUUAUUCCCGUUGGUGCAAUAAGUGGUGGAUAUAUUUCCAUGUCAACAGUAUUUAGCUCCAGGGCAUUAUGUUCUGUUUGUGGGCAGGAUGAACAGCAGAUGCUGGGUAGGAGAGGAGGAGAAGGUGGUGAGGUAACAGGAGCUGGUGUAAUCAAUUCACUACUCUUUAUGUAACUGGGAUAACACUUGACACAUUUAUCAUCUCGUGCACUACACUAAUGUUAUUAUUAUCAUUAUUAUUAUAUUAUUAUUACUAUUAUUAUUAUUAUUAUUAUUAUUAUUUUAUUAUUAUCAUUAUUAUUAUUAUUAUUGUUGUUGUUAUUUUAUGAUUAUAUUUUUUUUUAUGUUGACAAUUCCUUGGCUGGGUGUUAGUUGCUGUUGCUCUCUGUGUGGUGUCGUUUGGGUGUAGGGAAGAAGUGUUUUCCUCCAUGUCACCACUACCACCACCACCAUGCACUCCUUCAGUCAGGGACCUCUAUCUCCUGUGAAUGUGACUUCUCUUUUCUGUUCUUCUAUUGCAAGUACCAUCAAGGUGAACCAGAAUCGCUUGAAUGUGGGUAGCAAUUUUCAAGGUCAGUUCCUGUCGGUGGAUUUUGCCAUCACUGUUGUGUAGCAUCAUACAUAGAUUAUUUUUUUUAAUUAGUCCCGUCAAGUCAUGAAGUAGUGUGGAGGUUACUAAGGUGAUGAAAUUACAGGUGAGGUGAGACACUGGGUUUGGUUCCAAGCAGUUAUGGCAGCAAUCAGCUUGGCAAGUAUUUAGGAGAAAUGAAGGGAAUGUGGUAAUAGCCGACAGAUUUUAGUUGGGAGAACAUAGAGUAAAGAGGUUAGUUGCUAAAGGAGAGGAGUCUUGGAAAGAAUGAAUGAGAUGGUUGUGGUAGGAUUGGUGCAGGCUGGUGGUGCUAGACUGUGAUGAUGUCCUGUGCUGAGGAGCCUUGCAGGACCCUAUCCUCCUGCUGGCGGCCUGGGGGAGAUGCCUGACAGGAGAGAAUAGUGUCCAAACUGUAUUUUGUAAGUUGAUAUACAUAUAUACAUAAAAUAUUCAGUAAUCAUAAAAGAUGGCAGAUUAUUUUAUAUGAAUCAAAAUAUAUUAUAAUGUAUGUAUUUGCUCUUUUUUAUCUGGUAUCAGUAGGUUGCUCUCCAGCAAAUGGCGCUUUGGUGUAAUGGGGUGUUUUCCUUGUCCCAAUUGGUGUUGUGGCACGCUGUGGCUCACCCACAGAGUGUGUGUGUGUGUGUGUGUGUGUGUGUGCGUGUGUGUGUGUGUAGGGAUCACUCAGCAGUCUGUCUGCUGGACAACCCCACAGUAAACACAGCCAGAAGAUAAUAAUUGUAAACUUUAAACUGAAACUUCAGUUUGAGCACUGAAAGUCCUUAUUUUGUGUAAAUUUAAUGUUAUUCAUAUUAUUUUCCUGUGAAUUGUGACUUGAGCUUGGCUGCCACUGUUCUUGGCCAAGGCCAAGUGUGCACUGCAUGGAGACAUCCUCUGGUCACAGUUUGCAGAAAGGUGAUCAGGAUGACCCUGAAGUGAAUGACAUAAAACAAGGUAUUGGUAAUGGCACAACUGACUGGAGGGAAAGGUCAGUGAGGCUUUGAAUCUGUGUCAGCACCAUCAAUGAGGCAUCAAAAUUAGUAGAGCAUGGGCAUUUCCACUGUGAUAUUUAAGAGAGCAUUUUGAAAGAUCAAGGAUUGUGUGGUUCGCCUUUGAUAGCUAGGAGGAAGGGCUCUUACAUCACUGUCUCGAUAUUAAUGUAAAGUGUGCUUUUUCCUUUUGGGUGGAGGCUUUGCCCUUACUUUUUUUUCUUCUCUCCCCAUUCCUAACAUCCUGAGUGUGGUGGGCAGAUGGCACAAUGAACUGAGUCAUAAAUCUUGUCUGUCAGCAUGUGCCACAGAUGCCAGGGUCACCAGACUGAUGCUAAAUGGAGAGUGUGGAUGAGAUAGAGGAAAGGACCAAGCAUUACCUAGGUAGGGGUAGUCCAUCACCUUGUUGCUGUUUUCUUCACCUUAGUUUAUUGUUUUGGCCCUCAAGUAUAUUUUUGGAUAUGUGACAUUAGCAUUCUAAGACUUAUGUAUCAUAAACUUGUGUAAGUAUAUCAUAAAAAUAUUCUUUAUACAUAAUAUUAUAAGUAAAAAAUGUAUACUCUCAUAUUGCCUGCAAAUAUGAAUUAUAUUCUAUAUAUUA